AUGGCGUCGUCGCUCGCGCGCGCGCCGUCGCGUCCGUCGCUCGCGCGCGCGGCCUCGCGCGCCACCGCCGGACCGCGCGCCGCGGUCCCGCGCGCGCCGGCGUCCCCGUCCCCGUCCCCGUCCCCGUCCCCGUCCCCGUCGGCACCGCGAAGAAGCGUCCGCGUCGGAGCCACCGACGCGGGCGCGACCGACGACGCGACGGGCGAGGCGUGGGUUCCCGCGCGUCGCGAAGCGCUCGCGAGCGACGUCGUGCGCGCGAUGUUCGAACGCGACGCCGCGCUCGAGCCGCGCCUGCGUCGGAUACCGCUCCCGCCCUCGCGCGUCCCGAGGUCGUUGACGCGGAUGUUGAUGACAAACGCGGCGUCGGGAGAGGGCGGGCGCGCGUCAUCGUCGGGGUCCGGCAGCGGCAACCCCUUCCGCGACGCGACGCACCCGCGACGGCUGCGCGUGCCCGACUACGAGAACGCGCUCGCGGACGGGUGCGAGCUCACGCCGACGCCGCGCGCGGACGGCGCGCGACGGAUGCGCUGCGGCGCCGCGAACGCGUACGUCGCCGAGCUGUUCCGACGCGCCGCGCGCUGUUCCGACGACGACGGCGACGGCGACGGCGCCGCCGCCGCGCGACUGUCGCGAUACGACCUGUUUCACGCGCACGUGUUCGUUCGCGCGAGCGGCGGGCGCGGAGGCGUCGUCGGCCUCCUCAUGCACGCGCUCGAGUACCCGCGGUACGACGACGCGGACUUCCCGUUCGCUCUGGGGAACUGUCAGCGCGGUUCGGACGUCGCGUUCGCGCCCGCGGCGGCGGCCGGGAGAAAUAUAUUAUGGACCGCGGACGCGGCGGGGCGGUGCGCGUUCGCGCGUCUCGACACGAGCGAGACGUCGCCGCUGCGCGGGCUCCUCACCGUGCCCGCGCUGCACACGACGUACGAGGGCGAUUUCGGGGACGCGGUCCUCGGGGAUCUGCUGUACUUCAACGGGGUCGCGGACGGUCGGAAGCCGAAGCAUUCGGUGUUCGCUUUCCCGCGGUGA
Molecule: messenger RNA, 1029 nt
Organism: Micromonas pusilla CCMP1545
Lineage: Eukaryota; Viridiplantae; Chlorophyta; Mamiellophyceae; Mamiellales; Mamiellaceae
Exons: 1
Coding region: 1-1029 (342 amino acids)
Source: RefSeq, a predicted model, not a curated record